Messenger RNA from Ruditapes philippinarum (Manila clam), 2641 nucleotides. Its product is annotated as excitatory amino acid transporter-like. NCBI's taxonomy places the organism in Eukaryota, Metazoa, Mollusca, Bivalvia, Venerida, Veneridae. Gene Ontology annotation, cellular component: plasma membrane. The record is from RefSeq and is a predicted model, not a curated record. Gene Ontology annotation, molecular function: glutamate:sodium symporter activity; neutral L-amino acid transmembrane transporter activity; L-glutamate transmembrane transporter activity. Gene Ontology annotation, biological process: L-glutamate transmembrane transport. The coding region runs from base 210 to 1679 and encodes 489 amino acids. The transcript is spliced from 11 exons.
UUAUUAUUUGAUAAAUGUUCCGUACAAAUAUUGAAUAAUUUAUUAAAACUUAACGGAUCGUUUCGCGGCUAUCUAGAGUGCUUUAAUGUAAUUUUAUAUCUUUACACUGUCUGACUGGCUAUGUUGAUAGUGUUAAACAUAGUAGUGUUUUACCCACCAAAACUGAUACGCAGUUGGAAAUAGGAAUAGUAUUUAAAAUAGCGACAAGUAUGGCAAAAAUAGAUUGUUUGAUGUUAGCGAUUAAGAAGAACCUUCUGCUACUUCUAACAUUGUUAGGCGUGAUAUGUGGAAUAGGUAUCGGGUUUGCUGUCAGAUCAAGCUCUCCAUCGAGUUCCGCAUUACUAUGGCUUGGUUUACCUGGUGAGCUGUACCUACGUAUUUUAAAAAUGAUGAUAGUUCCUCUGAUAGUCUCCAGUGUAAUUACAGGAACUGCGUCACUUCACCCAAAAGCCAACGGAAAAAUUGGAAUGGUUUCAUUUGUUUUUAUAUUUGUAACAAAUGCUCUGGGCACAGGUCUUGGUGUUGUAUCGUUCUUCGUUUUUCGACCGGGUGUAGAAAGUGGAAGAGACAAAGUUCAAUCUGCUUUGGUAACGAAGCCUUUAGAGACGCAAGAUAUAUUUGCUGACAUGUUUAGAAACAUAAUCCCUGAUAACCUAUUCGAAGCAACUUUUCAACAAACGCUGACAGAAUACAAAUACAAAGACAUAGUUAACACAACGUCGGGGAAAUCAUCUCUUGUCAUCGUAGGAAAGACACUUGGAAGCACCAGUGGACCAAAUUUACUCGGUUUAAUUUUUGCAUGUACUUUACUCGGAAUGGCAACAUCUGCGCUUGGUAAGCAGGGAAGACCACUGAUAGAUGUUUUAGAGGCAUUAACACGAGUAGUUAUUAUCAUUAUCCGAUGGUUACUAUGGACAACACCAAUAGGGGUCCUCAGUCUAAUUCUAGUGCCUGUAGCUGAACUUGAUGAUGUUGGAAGUGUGUUUCGUGACCUUGGACUGUUUAUUUCUGCGAUUCUUGUUGGCUGUUUUGUUCAACAGGUCAUUGUUAUGCCUUUGAUUUUAUUUGCAUUAACCCGACGAAAUCCCUUUAGGCAUAUGUCGGCAAUAUCAAGAGCAUGGUUUAUAUCUUUUGCUGCUGCAAGCACACCUGUUGCCAUACCAGAAAUGUUGACAAGCUGUGAAGUCAAGUUAGAACUUGAUAAGAGAAUAACAAGAUUUACCAUUCCCUUUAACGUCGCAUUGAGUUCAAAUGGAAGUGCUGUGUUUAUUGCAUGCUCGUGUUUAUUUUUGUCAAAUAUUUCAGGAAUACCGACCACAACUGUCACCGUCUUAACUGUUUGCUUUCUAACAACAAUGUCAGUGUUGGCGGUUCCGUCAGUACCAAGUGCAUCAAUUGUAAUUAUCGUGAUGAUUCUGACAUCUCUUAGUUUUCCUAUUGAACCAAUUGCCCUUCUUCUUGCCGUCGAGUUUUUGCUAGAUCGUGUCAGGACUACCAGUAGUGUUGUAAGCCACACAAUGUGUGCAGCUGUAACACAUCACAUGUGUAAAAACAUGUUGGAGGAUAUAGAGGUCAAUGAUGAUAUUCACGUAGAAAUGACGAGUGAGGAAAAUGAAGAAAUGCUGGCAGAAACUAUGGUUCUCGAACGGAACAAAAACAUUGAGUUUACUGAUAAAUAGUUAAAUAAUUUUAGAAAUUAUAUGAGGGAUUUUUGUUUAUAUUAAUGUUAUUAAUUUAGAUAUUGCUAAAAAACUGCGUAAACCUAUUUGUAUUAUUGUAUAUCUUAUCAGAUGUUAGAUGAAAGAGAAAUAAAUAACGGCAAUUUGGUAGGUAGUUGUAUAUUUGAAUAACCAGCUACCUACUAGCUGGUAGUUGGUUUUUCGUUAUACCCAACUAUUUAACAGCUAGUAGUUGGUAAUUCAAUCCACUAUUACAAGCAUGAAACGUUCGAACAUCUCAUACACAGAAUAAAGGAGGGUACAAUGUAAUAACCUAGUUGGUUAUUCUCGCGUGCAAAUCCCAAAAAUUACACAAAAGAAGGUAGUUGGUAAUUGAAACUUAGCUUGUUUACCCUGUAAACAGAAAGUACUUUUUCGGGAUAAAUAUAACGGAUAUAUGUUGCAAGAUAGAUGUGUUCUUCAAUAUUUAAACACCCUGUCUCCCUAUGUCCACUAUUCGCGUGAAUACCCAACUACAUAAUAAAAGGUAGUUGAUUGUUCGGAUAUUGCAUAUAUGAACUAGAAAAGUAUUUUUUUUGAAAAAAAUUCUACAGUUGUAUAACAAGAUAUGGUUACACCCCCUUCAUAAGUCGACCAGGGGACUCGGUUGAUUAUUCAUGUUAAUCUCCAACUACCAACAGAAGGUAGUUGGUUAUUGGAACAUUAUAUGUUUUCUAAAAACAGAAAAUAUUUUUUCAGAAUAAAAGUAACCGAUAUAUGACAAGAUAAAUGAAUUCUACCAAAUGGUAUCAACCCGUCUCCUUAAGUCGACCAGGGGACUAGCGUGAAUCCCCAACUAGCUACCAGAAUUUAAUUCGAACUUGGCAUGGUUUACCCUUAUAACAGAAAGUACUUUUCCGGAGUAAAUAUAACAGAUAUAUAGAUCUGUUUUACAAUACUUAACACCCUGUCUCCUGACGUCG